Messenger RNA from Girardinichthys multiradiatus, 1626 nucleotides. Its product is annotated as radical S-adenosyl methionine domain-containing protein 1, mitochondrial-like. Gene Ontology annotation, cellular component: cytoplasm. Gene Ontology annotation, biological process: porphyrin-containing compound biosynthetic process. The record is from RefSeq and is a predicted model, not a curated record. Gene Ontology annotation, molecular function: coproporphyrinogen oxidase activity; 4 iron, 4 sulfur cluster binding. The transcript is spliced from 9 exons. Bases 143 to 1462 code for a protein of 439 amino acids. NCBI's taxonomy places the organism in Eukaryota, Metazoa, Chordata, Actinopteri, Cyprinodontiformes, Goodeidae.
UGUUAGAACAGACGUCGCAGCCUCUAAAACAAUGAACCGACUUACUUUUUUUAAGUUAUGUGUGACAUAGUUGUCAUAACAACCAAGGUUGUAAUGGCGUGCUGUUGGAUGGUGUGAUCAGACACUUAGAUCUGUCAGCAAGAUGUUAAAAUACAUUUUCCGUGAGGUCAGUCGCGGCUUCUCACCGGGUCUGCGUCGCUUUUCUGACGUGAAAGUGACCGAAAAUGUGGCUGAGAGCCCAACUUUUCCUCAUCUCAUUGAACAGGCGUCUCUAUAUCUGCACUGGCCUUAUUGUCUCAGGCGAUGCACCUACUGCAAUUUUAACAAAUACAUUCCCAAAGAGGACAACGAAGACAUCAUGGCAAAGUGUCUUCAGAGGGAAACUGAGACGUUGCUGCAGCUCAGUCAAGUAUCCUGCAUCACAUCUGUAUUUUUUGGUGGUGGCACUCCAAGCCUGGCUCACCCGUCAACCAUCGCUAAGAUCCUUGAAACAGUUUCCAAUCAAGUGUAUCUCUCAGAUGAGGCUGAAGUCACACUGGAGGUCAACCCUACCCCUGUGGGAAUGUCGAAGCUAAAAGACUUCCACUUUGCUGGGGUAAACCGUUUCUCCAUUGGCGUCCAGUCUCUGCAGGACGAGCACUUAAAAAGUUUGGGAAGAGACCACAGCUCCCUGGAGGCUCUGCAGACUCUCGAGGAGGCCAGGAGGCUGUGUCCAGGUGGGGUGUCGGUGGAUAUCAUGUUCGGACGGCCCGAACAGACGAUUGAAUCAUGGAGCAACGAGUUGUCUGAGAUGCUGAGGGUCUGUGAUGACCACGUGUCUUUGUACCAGCUGACCCUUGAGAGAGGCACUCAGCUGUUUAAACAGGUUCAUUGUGGACAAGUAACCAUGCCUACAGAGGAAAUGACAGCGGAGAUGUACCGGUGUGCCAGAAAGACUCUCCAGCAGCAUGGCUUUCAGCAGUAUGAGGUGUCUAACUUUGCAAAAAAUAAUUCACAGAGUCGUCACAACCUGAGUUACUGGAAGGGAAAACAAUACAUCGGAGUUGGCCCUGGAGCACACGGUCGGUUUGUUCCCCUGGGGGAGGGAGGCGCUACCCGGGAAGCUCGGACUCAGACUCUGGAGCCUGACGUGUGGAUCCGCGAAGUCCAGCAGAGGGGACAUGGGACACGGAGGCGGAUCCAGCUGGGCCAUCUUGAACUAUUGGAGGAGGUGUUGGUGAUGGGAAUGAGAAUGACCAAGGGCAUUAAUCACAAGCACUGGGAGCUGUUUAACCCUGAAUUAGGCCUUCAUGAGAUCUUUGGUGCAUCUCCUGUUGUCCAAGAGCUGCUGCAGAACGGACAGUUGAUUCUUGAUGACAGGGGUUUGAGAUGUUCCUGGGAUGGUCUGGCCGUACUGGACAGCAUACUUCCCAUUUUGCUGUUGGAACUGGACAAGCAGAGUUUUCCUAAAGCUGCCAGCUAACCUACAAUGAAGAUCUCUUACCCUUACACAUAGCUAUGUAAAAAGGGCAAGUACAGGUCCUUCUCAAAAUAUUAGCAUAUUGUGAUAAAGUUCAUUAUUUUCCAUAAUGUCAUGAUGAAAAUUUAACAUUCAUAUAUUUUAGAUUCAUUGCACACUAACUGAAA